This is a messenger RNA of Opisthorchis viverrini, 770 nucleotides long. RefSeq lists its product as hypothetical. The record is from RefSeq and is a predicted model, not a curated record. The coding region runs from base 67 to 714 and encodes 215 amino acids. The transcript is spliced from 5 exons. Gene Ontology annotation, molecular function: cysteine-type endopeptidase activity. NCBI's taxonomy places the organism in Eukaryota, Metazoa, Platyhelminthes, Trematoda, Opisthorchiida, Opisthorchiidae. Gene Ontology annotation, cellular component: lysosome.
UGCGUUACACCAUACUCCGCUGUCCCUUGUUCCAUUGCCUGCAGUCUCUUGACGCGGUAUUUGAGGAUGCGAUUUGAUGAGCCGAUUGUCAAUGAGGAUCCCACCCCACAAGAAGAUGUCACGGCGGAUAACAGCAAUUUUGAUUGGCGAGAUCAUGGUGCGGUCGGACCAGUAUUGGACCAAGGAGAUUGUGGUUCGUGCUGGGCAUUUUCUGUGAUUGGGAAUGUCGAGGGUCAGUGGUUCCGUAAGACUGGGGAUCUACUAGGUCUCAGUGAACAGACUUACAGUGCAAUUGAAGAGAUGGGCGGGUUGGAGCUCCGAUCGGAUUACCCGUACACAGGAAAGGACGGAAUAUGUUAUAUGGACCAAUCGAAGUUCGUAGCCUAUGUGAACGGUUCAACUCGCUUGCCAUGGUGCGAAAAGACACAGGCGAAAUCAUUGAAGGAAAUCGGUCCACUUUCUUCUGGAUUGAAUGCCAUAUUGCUCCAAUUCUACCGAAGGGGAAUUAUUCUCCCAAUACCACUUCUCUGCAAUCCUCACAAUGUCAAUCAUGCUGUCCUUACUGUUGGCUACGGAACGGAGUUUGGAUUACCCUACUGGAUAGUAAAGAACAGUUGGGGCGUGAAGUUUGGAGAGGAAGGUUAUUUCCGCAUUUUCCGAGGAGCUGGCACCUGCGGAAUCAAUCGUAUCGUCUCCACCGCGAUUAUCAAUUAGGCUGUUUCAAUAAAUUCUCCAUACAUGCAAUACACUGGAGUUUUACUGUCCCAAGU